AUGCAUCUCCUUGCUAACUUUGCGGAGGAGAGGAUGGAUGUUGUAGGCGUGAAGAAGGACGAGUUGGCAGUGCAAGAGGAGGAUGUGGAGCUGCCCUUCUCCCUUGUGCUGCUCCCCCAGCUGCACACCGUGCCCCUCUGCGGCCCCGUCGCCGCCCCUAGCGGCCCCGUCGCCGCCCCUGGAGGCCCCGUCGCCGCCCUUCGCGGCCACCUCGCUGCCCUUCGCGGCCCCGUCGCCGCCCCUAGCAGCCCCGUCGCCGCUCUUUGCGGCCCCGUCGCCGCCCCUAGCGGCCCCGUCGCCACCCCUGGAGGCCCCGUCGCCGCCCUUCGUGGCCACCUCGCCGCCCUUUGCGGCCCCGUCGCCGCCCCUAGCGGCCCCGUCGCCGCUCUUCGCGGCCCCAUCGCCGCCCCUAGAAGCCCCAUCGCCGCCCUUUCACGGCCCCUCAGGGACCACUUCCUCUCAGUUUGCCCCACCACACUCACCGUUGACCUCCUCGAGGAGCGCCUCCUAGCAGCAAAGAAGAGCAUAGUCGCUGUAGGAGCCUCUCGUGGUGACCCUCGCACCCCCGUCUUUAAGGGUUGUUCCCCUUCCCCCCUCUUGCCCUCUUUUGCUUCUGCUGCUGCGGCCGACCUCGUUGGUUUUGAGUCGGUCGGCGCUGCGUCUGCCCCUAGCGGGAGACGCCGCACCGGCAAGGGCAAGGGGGGCAAGGGCGCUGGAGGGGCUGGCGGGGGCGGUGGAGGUGGUGGUGGAGGCAGUGGAGGGGGUGGAGGUGGUGGUGAGAGUGGUGGCGGGGGUGGAGGUGUCGGUGGCAGUAGUGGAGGCGGAGGAGGCGGCGGCGGUGGAGGAGGGAGCGGAGGUGGCGGAGGCGGCGGCGGCAGCGAUGGAGCUGGUCGCGGCUCUGCGCAGAGGAGUGGGUCCAGUGGUGGUCCGCGCCAGCAGCAGCAGCGAAGUCCUAAGACCCUGUCCCCCCAGCAGCUUCGUGAGUGGUACGCUGGGCGUCAGCGAGGUGGGGGUACUGGUCCCUGCACCUACGUCCUCCGUACCGGCGACCGCGCUGGUCCUGGUGAGGCUGCUGCUCUAGGUCCUAGUGCGUCUGCUGCCCCAGGUGCUGGUGAGUCUGCCCUCUCAGGUACCACGUCGGCUCAAGCCUUACACACCUUCACCCUUGACUCGGGUGCUUCCCGCUCCUUCUUUCGAGACCGCACCACGCUUACGCCGCUUAGUCGGCCGGUUGCAGUCUCCCUGGCAAACCCCUCUAGGGGUCCUGUCCUUGCCCACUUCUCCACUAUCUUACCGUGUCCGGCAGCCCCCUCUGGCACCCUUUCAGGUCUCUACCUCCCCUCGUUCUCUACGAACUUGGUGAGUGGAGCUGAUCUACAGGAUAGGGGGUUUGACUAG
Closterium sp. NIES-65 is the source of this 1398-nucleotide messenger RNA. The record is from the annotation of a GenBank genome assembly. NCBI's taxonomy places the organism in Eukaryota, Viridiplantae, Streptophyta, Zygnematophyceae, Desmidiales, Closteriaceae.